CUUGCAAUCUACGGCCAAUGCGACGGAUGUUUUCCGUUGGCGUGAAAGCAAGGGAAGACAGUAAAAUCAGGCACUACUUAAGCAGCGACACCCCUUGUCUUGUCUUGCCUUCAUUAGACUCAGUCAGCGCUCCCCUCACACCAACGUCAACAACUUCCUAACCAAAACUCUGAGGCUGUGCUGAAUUGGAUGCGGUGAGCAAUGGGUUAUAACAAGGUUCCUUGCAUUGCGUUUUUCCUCUGGCAAUUCAUCAGUUUUUCUCUCCCCUAUCAUUCUUUUGCCAUUGAAGUUGAUGCAAAUGCAACAGCCUUGCUGCUUCUAGAUGCUUCUAAAGGAUCAUCCCGACCAAUACCAGAUACAUUGUUCGGAAUAUUCUUUGAGGAGAUCAACCAUGCUGGUGCUGGUGGACUGUGGGCAGAGCUUGUAAGCAACAGAGGUUUUGAAGCUGGUGGCCCUAAUGUUCCCUCAAACAUAGAUCCUUGGUCCAUAAUUGGCAAUGAGACCUUCUUAAUUGUGGCCACAGACCGCUCGUCAUUGUUUGAUCGAAAUAAGAUUGCUCUUCAAAUGGAAGUGCUCUGUGACACCCAAGGCUCUAAUAUCUGUCCAUCUGGAGGGGUUGGUAUCUAUAAUCCAGGAUUCUGGGGCAUGAAUAUUGAACAAGGGAAGAGCUACAAAGUUGUAUUUUAUGUACGCUCAACAGAUGCUGUUAAUAUCUCUGUGUCGUUAACGAGCUCAGAUGGGUUACAGUCACUGGCUUCUGCUAAUGUGAUAGCUUCUGCUUCUGAUGUUUCAAAUUGGACUAAGAAGGAGCUUCUGUUGACAGCAGAAGGAACAAAUCACACUUCAAGACUGCAACUAACAACGGCUAAAAAGGGAGUAAUAUGGUUUGAUCAAGUUUCAGCCAUGCCUGUGGACACAUAUAAGCGACAUGGUUUUAGAAAUGAACUCUUUCAAAUGCUAGCAGAUAUAAAACCCCAAUUUAUCAGAUUUCCAGGUGGAUGCUUUGUUGAAGGUGAAUGGUUAAGGAAUGCAUUCCGCUGGAAAGAAACAAUUGGACCCUGGGAGGAGAGACCUGGGCAUUUUGGUGAUGUUUGGAUGUACUGGACUGAUGACGGACUUGGUUAUUUUGAGUUUCUUCAAUUAGCAGAGGACCUGAAUGCAUUGCCAAUAUGGGUGUUUAAUAAUGGAAUCAGUCACCAAGAUCAAGUUGAUACUACCAGUGUCUUACCUUUUGUGCAGGAAGCCCUUGAUGGCAUUGAAUUUGCCAGAGGCAAUGCUAGUUCAAAAUGGGGUUCUGUUCGAGCUGUAAUGGGACAUCCAAAACCAUUCAAUUUGAAAUAUGUUGCUGUCGGAAAUGAAGAUUGUGGAAAAAAGAAUUACCGAGGAAACUACCUCAAGUUCUAUGAUGCUAUAAAACGCACCUAUCCUGACAUUCAAAUUAUAUCAAACUGUGAUGGAUCUAAUGGCCCGUUGGACCACCCAGCUGAUUUUUAUGAUUUUCAUGUUUAUACAUCUGCCAAUGACUUGUUUUCUAAGGCUCAUAAAUUUGAUCAAACAUCACGAAAUGGUCCAAAGGCUUUUGUUAGUGAAUAUGCUGUGACUGGAAAUGAUGCUGGCAAAGGAAGUCUCAAAGCAGCACUUGCUGAGGCUGCAUUCCUUGUUGGGCUGGAAAAGAACAGUGAUGUUGUUCAGAUGGCAAGCUAUGCACCACUCUUUGUGAAUACCAAUGACAGAAGGUGGAACCCAGAUGCAAUUGUCUUCGACUCCUCACAAGUGUAUGGAACGCCUAGCUAUUGGGUGCAGCGUUUCUUUGUGGAGUCCAGUGGAGCAACUCUGCUUAAUGCAACUCUUAAAACCAAUUCGUCUGCACAACUAAUUGCAUCCGCAAUCACUUGGCAAUCAGGGGAUGGGAAAACUUACAUAAGAAUAAAAGUAGUAAACUUUGGGAACAGUUCUGUGAAUCUGAGCAUUGAUGUUGCUGGAUUGGAUCCAAACUCUGAGCAGUUGACUGGACCAACAAAGACUGAACUCACAUCUACUAAUCUAAUGGAUGAAAAUUCCUUUACAGAACAAAAGAAGGUGGCACCAGGGAAUGGAACAACUCUCCCCGAUGGGGAGAUGGAUGUUGUGCUUAAACCAUAUUCUUUGACAUCACUUGAUUUUUUGAAGAAAACAGUCAGUCUAAGGAUGUGGGAAGCUGAUGCUUCAUCUAAAUCUUCUAUUUGAAACAUAUAAAUCAGUGUAAACAGUAUGCAAUAAAUAAAUAACUCUUUAUGAGUUUAUCUUGUUAGUAUGUGCUCUGUACAUAUCAGUCAAUGUAACAGUUAAAACUUAAUCAAUUUUCUAAAUAAAA
This is a messenger RNA of Rubroshorea leprosula, 2353 nucleotides long. The record is from the annotation of a GenBank genome assembly. NCBI's taxonomy places the organism in Eukaryota, Viridiplantae, Streptophyta, Magnoliopsida, Malvales, Dipterocarpaceae.